ACAAUGUCAAAAGUUAAAUUUUAUCUCUUAGUGCUAGUACUAGUGUUUGCACCGAAAUGCUUCUCAGUCGAAAACAAACUAAAAACGACUACCGAGAUACUAUUCAACUUAACAAACUACGCUAUAGAAAGUCGCCGAAUUCGUAACCCCUGUAUUUAUGAAACCACUGACAUAAAUUAUUUCUCGUGCAUUAACAAACUCACACAUAAUCACCCCAGCUAUAGUUAUUAUCCGCAAAGGCCGCAAUAUUUUCGCCCUGACACCCCGCACAACAUCAUGGAUGUACUUUACACAAUUUCAAAAAACGAUGCGCUUCGAUGUGUCCCAAGACUGCUUUGUGAAGUAACUUCGGACACCAUUUCUAAAAGUAGGCAAGGUUUCUCUUUGCCUACUCUUCCGUUUAGUUUUGAUGUGGCAUCUAUAAUUAGAUUGUUGGCAUCUAUAGACCUCCCUGGUGGUUCCCCGGUUCCCGUGUUUGCAAAAGCUGCACUUUUGGGCUACGUGUCUAAGGGUAACUCGGAUUCGUGUUUGAGUGCUUACCCUCUAUGCCCGCGGGAACCCGACAAGUUGGUGCAAUACUUGAACAACUAUAAUGGCGGAUUUUUUAGAUAUUUUAACGGGGUGAAUUCUAAGCCCCACCAAAACUAUUACCAUCACCAGAAUUAUCACGGCUACGGGUUGCUAAAUCAUAUUCAAGGACCGAAUUUUGCUCAGAAACGGAUUCAGAACAAGCCUGUGCACGUUCCGGGUAAUGAUGCAGUUGUUUUCUCCGAUAAUGACGUCAACUUCAACCGGUAUAACCGGUUUCCGAAAACUUUAUCUUUUCCGACAGACGACGACGAGGACGAUAAUCGUUUUAACGAAUUUACGUUUAAGAAACCAAAGGAAUUACCUUUUUCCAUUAACGAAUAUUACUCUAAUGAAUUGGAUUUGCAACGGCCUCUACCUCAUCACACAGCCACCCCUGUAAUAUUUCCAGUGAGGACCGGCACGGGAGAUUUGAGGUUGGAUUCCGAAGAAUUAGAUGCAAAUUAUAAACAGAAACAUUAUAAUCUUCAGAAUAAUUUCGUAAGCUUUAGAUAUGAAAGACCUAAUGAGGGUUUCUAUUACGCAGAGCCAGAGGGUAUUCCUGUUAGAGAAUUCAAUUCCAACAAAGAUAUAUUUAGUUUCCCCGUUUGAACCCCUAUUAUUUAUUCAUUGUUUGCGAUUUUAAUAAAGUUUGCA
This is a messenger RNA of Zophobas morio, 1224 nucleotides long. RefSeq lists its product as uncharacterized. The coding region runs from base 4 to 1179 and encodes 391 amino acids. The transcript has 3 exons. The record is from RefSeq and is a predicted model, not a curated record. Lineage: Eukaryota; Metazoa; Arthropoda; Insecta; Coleoptera; Tenebrionidae.